AUGUCCAAUUACGAGUACUCUUCCUAUUCAUCAUCAUCGAAUACAGGUGGUGGUGUUCCAGGUUUUGAUGUAGCUAAAGCAAUAUUCAAUCAGGCUGAUGCCAAUCAUGAUGGUACUAUUGAUCGAGGUGAAUUUCAGCAAUGGGCCGGUGCAGCUAACAACGGUUCUGGUAGUACUGGUGCUGCAUCACAAUUUGAUCUUAAUACUGCCGGAGCAGGUGGUAAUUUUGAAUCAUCAAAUGCAUUUGAAACAUCAAGCUAUUCAUCAAAUGGAGCUACUGGUGGAGCUUUUGGUGGUGAUAAUGGAUUUAAUGGUAGUGCUAGUGCAUUCACUGGUGCUACAAAUGGAUUCAAUGGCACAGCUAGUGCUUCAUCAUUUGAACAAGGAGGUUACGGAGCAGCAGGCUCGGCUAUUGAUGCUGGUGCUACUAGCGGAAGCAACUUCCAAGCAUCAUCAUCCACAUUUGAAUCAUCAGGAAGUCAAACUGGUGGUGCUGCUGCUAGUACUGCUGGUGGUGCAGGAUAUGACGCUGCAGCAGUUACUCAAGCUGCUGCUUAUACAAGUGAAACCAAUGCAGCUUGGUCAAAAUAUGGUGCUGAAGUAAGAGGUGCUGGACUUUUCGUUGAUGCUAAUCCACAAAUUAUUCGUCGACCAGCUUCUGGUGGUGUACAAACUUAUACACAAAACAUUAAAGUACGAUUUCUUCAACCACCACCAAUUCCACCACCAGGCCCUCUCAUUAUCAAAGAAGUUCGUCCACCUCAACCACCACCACUUCCACCUCUUCGUAUUAAACAACAAGCUCCACCUCUUCCACAACCUCCUCCACUCAUUCUUCGUGAAAGACCACCACAACCACCAGCUUCACAAGGUUCACAAACUGUUGUUCGUAAACUUCCUGCUCUACCUGUACCACCACGAUCAGUUAUCAUUGAACGUAUUCCAGCUGCACCACCUCGUCCACGUGAUAUUAUCAUUGAACGAUGGAUUCCUUAUGGUGCUUCAGCUAAACGAAAAACUAUUGUUCAACGUGCUGAAGGAGCUAAAGACUAUCCUAAACCACGUAACAUUAUAAUUCAAUAUGAACCCGUUCAAGUUCGUGUUGUUCGACAAUUUCAACGAUUGGGUGUUACUCAAGAAAACCCACAAGCCUAUCUUCAACGUUAUGGUGCGCAAUUACUUGAUGCUCAAACUCUUGUCCAACAAGCUCGCGCCGCCGGUGUUGUUGAAGAUAUUUCACCACCAGCUCAAGCUGGUGCAGCUUCUACUAGUCGAUCAGGAUCAAUUACCCAAGAAUCAGGUUACGGUGCUACUGCUACUGGUGGACGAUCAGGAUCAAUUAGUCAUGAAUCAAACUAUGGUGCUACUAGUGGUACUAAUGUUAUUCGAUCGGGAUCAAUCAGUCAUGAAUCAAAUUAUGGUGCUGCUACAAAUGGUAUCAGAUCAGGAUCAAUUAGUCAUGAAUCAAACUUUGGUCUUACUGGUGAUGUUAAUGGAAGUGAUAUAAAUGGUAUCACUGGUGGUGAAUUAGGUGGUUCUACACAACAAUUCUCUUCCAGUACAUUUGAAGGAUCACAAGUUGGUACAUCUGGCUUCGCCGGUAAUGGUUUCGAAAGUGGUUUAGCUGAAGGAUCCGGUGCUAAUGGUGGUUAUAGUACACAAGGCUUUGAAUCACAAUCAUAUACAUCAGGCAAUGGAGGUGUUAAUGGAUUCGGUGUCGAUACUGGUAUCAGUGGUACUAAUGGAUUCAAUGUUGAUGCCGGUCUCAGCGGUGCAGAUGGUGGUUAUGCUUCAUCAACAUAUGAAUCAUCGAGCUUCUCAUCAGGUGGAGGAGCUGGUGUUCCUGGUUUUGAUGUUGCUGCUGCUACAUUCAAUAAUGCUGAUAAAAAUAAAGAUGGUGGCGUUGAUGCCAACGAAUUCAAACAAUUUUAUCAAGGUGGUUUAUAA
Messenger RNA from Adineta steineri, 1947 nucleotides. NCBI's taxonomy places the organism in Eukaryota, Metazoa, Rotifera, Eurotatoria, Adinetida, Adinetidae. The record is from the annotation of a GenBank genome assembly.